UGAUACUUCAAGAUUAAGCUCUAAAGUCUCUCACCAUGACGAGACUGUAAGCAAUGAGCUUGAAGAAAUACUAACAAAUAAUCAAUCACCAUACUCUAAGAGACUCCGUUUAGCUUCCUGGGUUGAACUGAAAUUGCUUUUCCAGCUUGCAGCUCCGGCUGUGAUAGUUUACUUGCUCAAUAAUGUGAUUUCCAUGUCUACUCAGAUCUUUUGUGGGCAUCUUGGAAACCUUGAGCUUGCUGCUGUCUCUCUUGGCAACACUGGCAUCCAAGUUUUUGCUUAUGGCCUUCUGCUUGGAAUGGGAAGUGCAGUGGAAACCCUAUGUGGCCAAGCAUAUGGAGCGAAUAGAUAUGAAAUUCUAGGCAUAUACCUCCAAAGAUCAACUAUUCUCCUCAUGCUAACAGCUCUCCCUCUAAUGGUGAUCUACAUAUUUUCCAAACCUAUCUUGAUUUUUCUAGGUGAACCAGUCAACAUAGCAUCAGCAGCUGCGGUUUUUGUCCGUGGACUCAUCCCUCAAAUUUUUGCUUAUGCUGCAAACUUCCCUAUUCAAAAAUUCUUGCAAUCCCAAAGCAUAAUUGUACCUAGUGCAUACAUAUCAGUAGGUGCACUUGUGGUGCAUCUUUUUCUAACCUGGCUUGCAGUCUUCAAAUGGGACUGGGGCUUGUUAGGUGCGGGCCUUGUGUUGAGUCUGUCUUGGUGGAUCAUAGUGGUGGCUCAAUUUGCAUACAUUGCAAUGGGUAAGACGUGUAGAAACACAUGGAAAGGUUUUAGUUUGCAGGCCUUUAAUGGUCUUUGGAGGUUCUUUAAAUUGUCUGCUGCCUCAGCAGUAAUGUUGUGUUUAGAGACUUGGUACUUUCAGAUUUUAGUCUUGAUUGCUGGAUUGCUUAAAAAUGCUGAGGUUGCGUUGGAUUCUCUCUCAGUUUGCACGACAAUAUUAGGAUGGGUGUUCAUGAUUUCAGUUGGAUUUAACUCUGCUGCAAGUGUGAGAGUGAGCAAUGAGCUAGGAGCAGGGCAUCCAAAAUCAGCAUCAUUUUCAGUCGUUGUGGUGACUUUAUGUUCAUUUAUAAUUUCAGUAAUUGCAGCCAUUAUUGUGAUGAUAUUUCGAGACUCCAUUAGCUAUAUCUUCACUGAAGGUGAAGUUGUUGCUAAAGCUGCCUCUGAUCUCUCUCCAUUCCUCGCUGCCACUCUCAUACUAAAUGGCAUUCAGCCUGUUCUGUCCGGGGUGGCUGUUGGAUGUGGAUGGCAAGCAUUUGUUGCAUAUGUGAAUGUAGGGUGCUACUACCUUCUUGGUAUUCCACUAGGGGUGCUUCUUGGUUUUAAAUUUGACCUUGGUGCCAAGGGAAUAUGGUCAGGCAUGCUGGGAGGCACACUUUUGCAAACUAUUAUUUUGUUAUGGGUUACUUUGAGAACAGAUUGGAAUAAAGAGGUGGAGAAUGCGAAGAACCGGUUGAAUACAUGGGAUGACAAAAGGCAGCCACCUCUGCAGGAGUAAAGUGUUUGGCUGGAAUGUUUGGAAUCAGUAAAGAAGGAUCUGCCCUCUGUAUCCAAUCUUUGGGAUUGAAAGAUGACGUGAAACAAGUAAUGAUGACAAAUUAACAGUGGAAGGCUACUACGUUCUUGUAAUAUACUUUUAGCUUUUUAGAUAAUUAUAUUUAUUGAAUAAAACAUUUAACUUCA
Molecule: messenger RNA, 1677 nt
Organism: Populus nigra (black poplar)
Lineage: Eukaryota; Viridiplantae; Streptophyta; Magnoliopsida; Malpighiales; Salicaceae
Product: protein DETOXIFICATION 40-like
Exons: 7
Coding region: 194-1492 (432 amino acids)
Biological process (GO): xenobiotic detoxification by transmembrane export across the plasma membrane
Cellular component (GO): membrane
Molecular function (GO): antiporter activity; xenobiotic transmembrane transporter activity
Source: RefSeq, a predicted model, not a curated record